Molecule: messenger RNA, 2579 nt
Organism: Etheostoma cragini (Arkansas darter)
Lineage: Eukaryota; Metazoa; Chordata; Actinopteri; Perciformes; Percidae
Gene: picalmb
Product: phosphatidylinositol binding clathrin assembly protein b
Exons: 22
Coding region: 666-2534 (622 amino acids)
Biological process (GO): clathrin coat assembly; synaptic vesicle budding from presynaptic endocytic zone membrane; clathrin-dependent endocytosis
Cellular component (GO): extrinsic component of presynaptic endocytic zone membrane; clathrin-coated vesicle; synaptic vesicle
Molecular function (GO): 1-phosphatidylinositol binding; SNARE binding; phosphatidylinositol-4,5-bisphosphate binding
Source: RefSeq, a predicted model, not a curated record
GACUAGGCCUACGUGUCCACCUGCACUACAGCUGAUCUAAUACGAGACUCAGCGGUGUAACAUCUGAUUGAGGCUGUGCAGGGGCUGUGUGUGUUGUGUGUGUAGCCUUUUUACAGCAGAGCAGGCCCGCCAUUUCCCUCCCUGGUGGUCUUUUUUUCUUUCAUAGCGUUUUAAAGCGGAGCAGCGGCGGCAGCGGCAAGAGGAGGGGAGGAGAAGAAGAAGAAGCGGCGGCGACGACUGGCGGAGCGGCGGAGGCAGGCAGGCAGGCAGGCAGGAGGAGAGACGCAGGGAUCCGGUGUGCCACAUCGGGAUGAGAGCGAGACACAGACCCGGGUCGGAUGAGUCAGCGAGUGGACCCUGCAAUCACGGCAUCCCUGAAAUCUGAACGAAGCCGAGCGGUGCAACAAAAAAGAAACAAACUAACAUUUUUUGACUGUUGUUGUUGUCAGAUUCCGCUUCUUUUUAUUCCGCCCUCCCCUGGCCCGCGUCUGCCAUAGCCUAGUUUUGAUUUUUUUUUUUUUUAAAUCAUCACCAAGGUGGGAAAAGGUGGGGGUCCAGCAAGGUUGCGGAGGAGGUGGAGGUUUUUAUUUUCUUUCUUUAUUCAAAGCCCGAAGAUAAACCCAGAAUAGCUUGGCAAAGUCUUUUGUUGCAUUCAGUGUGUGAAGAUGUCGGGGCAGAGCAUUACGGACAGGAUAACUGCAGCCCAGCACAGUGUAACGGGAUCCGCCGUGUCGAAAACAGUAUGCAAGGCCACCACUCACGAAGUAAUGGGUCCGAAAAAGAAACAUUUGGACUGUGAUCUGAUGCACUCACAGUCAGAGGAGUCACUAUGCCGUUUUGUCCAGUACCUGGCUUCGAGGAAUACACUAUUCAACCUCAGUAAUUUCUUGGACAAAAGUGGGUUACAAGGUUAUGACAUGUCCACAUUUAUUAGGAGGUAUAGUCGAUACCUGAAUGAGAAAGCCGUUUCAUACAGACAGGUCGCCUUUGACUUCACAAAAGUUAAACGCGGAGUGGACGGCGUGAUGAGGACAAUGAACACAGAGAAGCUGCUCAAGACUAUCCCCAUUAUUCAGAACCAGAUGGAUGCCCUCCUCGAUUUCAAUGUCAAUGCCAACGAGCUGACUAAUGGAGUCAUCAAUGCAGCCUUCAUGCUCCUCUUCAAAGACUCCAUCAGGCUCUUCGCUGCGUAUAACGAAGGCAUUAUCAACCUGCUUGAGAAAUACUUUGACAUGAAGAAGACCCAGUGUAAAGAAGGUUUGGACAUUUACAAGAAGUUUCUCACCCGAAUGACCCGGAUAUCCGAGUUCCUCAAAGUAGCAGAGCAGGUGGGCAUUGAUCGAGGAGACAUCCCAGACCUUUCACAGUUCACAGUUUGUGCUCCCAGUAGCCUUCUCGAAGCUCUGGAGCAGCACUUGGCGUCUUUAGAGGGCAAGAAGGUCAAAGACUCCACUGCAGCCAGCAGGGCCAGCACUCUAUCAAAUGCUGUGUCAUCACUGGCCAGCACGGGGAUGUCUUUCACUAAAGUGGAUGAGCGGGAGAAGCAGGCAGCUCUCGAAGAGGAACAGGCUCGACUCAAAGCUCUGAAGGAACAGAGGCUCAAAGAGCUUUCCAAGAGGCCCUCCUUUGCCACCACUGAUACAUCACCGAUCUCCACCACUGGGGGCACUAUUAGCACAGCACCAGCCAUCGACCUCUUCUCUACACCCAGCUGCUCUAAUGGUGCAGUGAAGAUGGAGAGUGACCUUUUUGAUCUGCAGUCAGGGUUCCAGCCCUCUUUGCAAUCAGCCUCAACAGGGCCUCCAGUGGCAACAGCGUGGUCAGACUCCUUCUGUGGUCCAGUGUCCAUUGCCCAGCACCUCCCACACCAGGCUCCCUUCCCCACUGAGCCCUCUACUGUAGCAGGUCUAUUCAGAGGAUACUCGACGCCACAGGCUCCUCCACAACAGUCAGCGGGGGGACUCCAAGUGGACUUUGAGUCCGUUUUUGGAGCCAAGGCCACAGGCAGCAACAUCCUCAAUUCUGAUGAUAUUUCUGGGGGCAUCCUGAAACCGACUCUCGCCGGCUCCAACCAGGCGCCCGGUCAGCUGCCAGAUAAGCUGGUGUCGGAUGACCUCGACUCCUCCCUGGCCAACCUUGUCGGCAACCUCGGCAUCGGGAACGGCAUGAUGAAAAAUGACAUGCACUGGAGCCAGCCGGGGGAGAAGAGGAUGACCGGCGGCACCAACUGGCAGCCCAAAGCAGCGCCAAGCACGACCUGGAACCCUGUUUCCAUGCCAUCGUCAGUCAUGGCCUUCCCUGCCACCACGCCCACAAGCAUGAUGGGAUAUGGCAUGCCUCCACAAAUGGGCUCUAUGGGGAUGAUGAAUCCACCCACCAUGAUGUACUCCCAGCCUGCGAUGAGGCCACCCAACCCCUUUGGCUCUGUGUCAAGUGCUCAGCCCUCCGCAGCCUCUAGUCCUUCCAGCCAGAGUCCUCUCCGAGCCCCUGGACAGGACCCGUUUGCACACCUCUCUCUCAAGGAUUUCUUGUAGAGCGUCUCUUUAGAUGCAGUUCAUGUAACUUGAAGAAAUGUGUCU